Pelmatolapia mariae (spotted tilapia) is the source of this 6352-nucleotide messenger RNA. RefSeq names its product growth hormone receptor a (gene ghra). The record is from RefSeq and is a predicted model, not a curated record. Gene Ontology annotation, biological process: cytokine-mediated signaling pathway. The transcript has 10 exons. Gene Ontology annotation, cellular component: external side of plasma membrane; membrane. Bases 305 to 2221 code for a protein of 638 amino acids. NCBI's taxonomy places the organism in Eukaryota, Metazoa, Chordata, Actinopteri, Cichliformes, Cichlidae. Gene Ontology annotation, molecular function: cytokine receptor activity; protein binding.
UUGAUCGCUACGCAAGACACACUGCCCACUUUCUCUGUUUAAGCGACGUAGCGUGUCUCUACCCCUCCAAGUGGUCUAGACGAUCAGCAGCAAAUAAGGCAAAAACCCAACCAGGAAAGCACGCGUCCGAUCCUGAGAUUGAGUGAUAUGUAAAAGUCGUCCCGGUGAGGUCUGAGUCGGGCCGAGCAGUCUGCAGUGAAGAAGCAGGACUUGUAACCCGUUAGUGCUUGCGCUGGCCAUCAGAUGAGCAACUUCUGAAAAGUAAAUCUGCGCCGUGCUUGCAGUUUUCAGCUCCACGCUUCGGAUGAACAUCAUGGCUCUCUCGCCCUCCUCUAUUCUCCUGAUUCUUCUCAUUCUUUCCUCCCUGGAUUGGCUGCCCUCUCCAGGAUCUACAUUUCUCACAGACUGGGACCACACGACAUCAUCAGCUCUCAUUGAGCCUCAUUUUACUGAGUGUAUAUCAAGGGACCAGGAGACGUUCCGCUGCUGGUGGAGUCCUGGCAGCUUCCACAACCUCUCCUCCCCUGGAGCACUCCGAGUCUUCUACCUUAAGAAAGAGUCUCCUACCAGCCAGUGGAAGGAGUGUCCUGAGUAUAUCCAUUCAAAUAGGGAAUGUUUCUUUGAUGAACAUCACACAUCCAUAUGGAUCACUUAUUGCAUGCAGCUUCGCACUCAAAACAACAUCACCUAUUUCAAUGAAGAUGACUGUUUCAGGGUGGAGAAUAUUGUACGUCCUGACCCGCCAGUGUCUUUAAACUGGACCCUGCUGAAUAUAAGUCCUUCCAGGCUAAAUUAUGAUGUCAUGGUUAACUGGGAGCCCCCGCCUACUGCUGAUGUUGAGUUGGGAUGGAUGCGUUUGGAGUAUGAGUUGCAGUACAGAGAGAGAAAUACCACAAACUGGGAAGCAUUGGAGAUUCAGCGACAGUCUCAUCAGACAAUCUACGGUCUGCACUUAGGAAAAGAAUAUGAAGUACACAUCCGCUGCAGGAUGCAGGUUUUCGUUAAAUUUGGCGAGUUCAGUGAAUCCAUCUUCAUUCAAGUGACUGAGAUUCCUAGCACAGAGUCUACUGUCCAUCUCACACUGGUUCUUGUAUUUGGGACUGUGGGUAUCCUCAUACUCAUCAUGCUCAUAGUCAUCUCUCAGCAGAACCGAUUAAUGAUAUUUCUGCUGCCGCCUGUUCCUGCACCCAAAAUCAAAGGCAUCGAUUCAGAGUUAUUGAAGAAGGGGAAGCUGGAUGAGCUGAAUUUUAUACUGAGUGGUGGAGGAAUGGAUGGCCUGCCCAUUUAUGCACCAGAUUUCUACCAAGAUGAGCCGUGGGUGGAGCUCAUCGAGGUCAAUGAGACAGAGGAUGUAGAUAGUGGAGAGAAGGAGGAUAACCGGGGCUCAGACACCCAGAAACUCCUGGGUCAGUCCCAACCUGUCAGUCAACACAUCAACAUAAGUUGCUCUAAUUCAAUCAGUGGUCCGGAUGCCGAGUCAGCCCAGGCCACCUGUUACAACACAGAUCUCCCUGAAGAAGAAACACUAAUGCUGAUGGCCACACUUCUACCAGGACAACCUGAUGAAGAGGAAACCUCCCUUGAUACUGUAGAAAGAUCCUCAGCCUCUGAGACAGGUGAAAGACAGCUCAUCCAAACCCAAACCAGAGGGCCUCAGACCUGGGUCAACACAGACUUCUACGCUCAGGUUAGCAAUGUUAUGCCCUCUGGUGGUGUGGUGUUGUCUCCUGGACAGCAACUCAGAAUCCAGGAGAGCAUCUCAGCUGCUGAGAAGGAGACAAAAAAGAAGCGGAAAGAGAGUGAAGACAGCGAGGAGUCUGAGGAACGGAAGCAAAAAGAGCCGCAGUUUCAGCUGCUAGUAGUGGAUCCAGAAGGAAGUACCUACAGUACAGAGAGCAGUAUCCAUCAAAUCAGCACUCCUCCCCCUAGCUCUCCCAUGCCCGGUGAGGGGUACCACAUCAUACAUCCUCAGCCAGUGGAGCCCAGACCUGCAGCCACAACGGAGGUUAAUCAGCCACCUUACAUUCUUCCUGACUCUCCCCAGUUUUUUGCUCCUGUUGCAGACUACACAGUGGUUCAGGAGUUAGACAGUCAUCACAGUCUGCUCCUUAACCUGCCUAGCCACCAGAACCCCCCUCCCUGCCUGCCACAGUACCCACUCAAGGCACCUAUGCCUGUGGGGUACAUUACCCCAGACCUGCUGGGGAACCUCUCACAAUGAAAUGACAAUGACAUCAGACCUUUACGUGUAAGGCUGGUUUCACCAGGAAGUUACCCACAGUCGUCCUACCCGAUUCCCGUUGGAAACCAAGUAACUCCCAGCACACUGGGUGGCUGAGAUGUGACGGGUGUCUAUUUUCAGAGGAUGCUGAAAGGCAGAUAUAAAAGGCUACAAGAUACUCUCUUAACUUCUUUGCAUCUGCUAAAGCAGUUCUUUCUUCUGAGGUAGCCAAAUAUUAACAUCACAAACCAAAUGCACAGUUUGCUCUGUUUCGUCAACACCUCAUGCAUCCAUGCAUGAUUACAGUGAGCCAAGCAAACAUAAUAUCAAUGCUUAACUGCCUUGUGUUGCAUUGUAUCUCUGGCUUAUUGUGUCCAGAGCAAUGACACUGUUACAGUCUUAAUUUUACAGAGUGCUUUCAGUGCAUGACUGAUGGUGUGAGUUUUCACACCAAACAAAAGUCAUUGCUGACGGUGAUGCUGUUUACCCCACGAGGUACUUUAUUAGUUUAUCAAUAGACCGUUCUUAUCUCAUCAUAUCAUAUUAGCACUUCACUAGAGAUAUAUUUUUAUAAAAAAAACAACCAAGUACACUGUUCAAUACCUAUCCAGAUUCAGCUUUCAUUCCUGUCUUCAUUUUAUCUAAAAGGUAGCUGUUCAUAUUUUCAGAAUAAUUAAUGGAAUUGAGGUUGUAUAAUGUCAAGCUAUGUUCCUCUUAACCUCUAGUUCAAUAGAAUGUUUAAUGCUUUAAACAAAUAGAGAAAAACAUCCAGCACGCGUAUACACACACACACACACACACACAAACACACACAAGAGAUACCAAAGUCAGGGCAACAAACACCAACAGCAAAUUAAAGUUAGUCCAGUCACAGUUAUACCUCUUUCUUUCCGUGGAAAGUGUUUAAAGGAAAUCUGGGAAAUGAAGGAAACCACUAACUUACACUUAAGUAGACACAGUAGAGAAAUUAAAACACUUCAUGGACUAGUACCCAUAAUUAAUUGAAUAUCACACGCUGAUAUACAUAUCUAAUUGUGUGGUUUGGGUUUUUUUUUUUGAGGUUAUUUAUUGACAUUUAAUUUUGACACCAAGUUCAUACGUUGCACUGAAGUGCAGCACAUGUAUUAUGAGGAAGAAUUCUUUCAGUUACACUCACAGCUGGGAGAAUACUGGGCUAUACAUUACAGAGCACCACCAAGUGCCUUGCUCAAGGGCACGUUGAUUAAGUAGUUUACCGGAGAGAAAGGGACACAUGCACACAGCUAGCAAUUCAGAGAGACUAGGGCAGCAUAUUUUUUUAACUUAAACCAUACUGCUCAAGCUUUCUUCUUGGGGUUUGUAUUCCUCUCGUGCAAAUGAAGCAAGCUGAAAGACUGUGAAAGUAUACGUUAAAUGUAAUUAGCUAAAUCUUUCUACCUAUUAACUGCCAAGUGUUAACAGCCUGUGCCUAUAAUAUUGUAAGUGGCUUGCCAGUUCUGUGCUAUGGUACUAUGUUUAUGCAAUCACAACUUGUGCAUUGAUGCAUUGCUUUGUGCAGGCAAGAUCUAGAAGUGGACAGUGUAGGUGAACUGUGCAGAGAUAUCGCUUUUAAAAAUCUGCACAAGCACUGCAACGGCAACACGCACGUGCGUGCAUGCAUACAAGAAAAUAAUGCAUAAAACUAUUUCCCUUAAUCAUAUUUUAGUCUUUGCCUCAUUCACCUAGUUUAUCAGCUGCAAACCACAAUAAGCAUCCUGCUAAUCAUGCUCUUCAAAACCUUUCAAAUCUAAAGUGAUUAUGAAAGUUCGUACUGACCACCUGCAAACUGGCAUGAAUGUAGCUGCGAGCAUUCUUCCCCAAGAAAAGCUCAGUUAUAUAUUGUUGCUUAAUAAGUUAGAUAUCUUUAUUAAUAUUUACAAUAAAUUUGUCCUGGUUUAUGGAAAUUGGGGAUUUUUGUAAUACAAUGUGGGUGAAAGAAAACCUUUUGUAAAGUUUUAGGUCCGUCCCAUGAAUUCUAUCACAAACACCCGACGAUACUGCUGUCACCAAUGCGGCAGAAGAGCAUAGUAUAAUAAAAUCUAAAUACACUUGGGUUAAAAGAGCCUGCCACAUAUGUAGUGUUUUGUGAUGUAGCAUAAUGAAUCUGAAUCUGAACAGCCUCCAUUUGGCAGCCUCCAAAUGAGCUUUUCUCACCUAACACAAAUGUAUUCUACAGAGCAAAGGAAGCACAUCCAGCAUAGAAAUACAUUGUUAAUACAGAUAAGUGGAUAAAUGAGUCAGAUAAUAUAUGCCUUUUAAUCAGACAAUCUCAUAGCAGCGCAAGAGCCAUAAAAUGAUUUUUUUAUGGGAAUCUGAUAAAUAUGUGCCGCUUCUCUCUAUCUCGCCUUUAUUUGAAAAUAUCUCAGCGUUAUGCCGUUGCAGCCUAUCGCGAAUGAUCCCAGCGAGUCCUUGCUGUUGCAGAAAAGUCUUAAUAUAUUGACUGUUGCUGUAAAAUUACAAGCAUAUAUAUUUUGUGUCAUUAGUAGUAGCCACAAUAUAUUGCUGCUCAGUGCAUGUAUAUUUCCCGCAUUCAGCCUUACUGUGGUGUCAGUCGAGAGAGCGCAGCGAUCAUUAUAACAUGUACAAUCCUAAGUGUUUUGCAGGCGACGUCCGUAAUCAGCAGCGUUGUAACGUGACCGUUUCGCCCCGAGAAUCUUUCACAGUGUUUACACUCAUCCAAAGACCCCCAGAAGGCUCUCUGUCUAUAUGAAGGAAGAUCAGAUCAUGGGAAAAAGCACUGUUUUGAUCCUGCAUCAGUUGUACCAUGGUGAUUUUUAAAAGUGUACAAACUAAUCCGUUGGGCAUCUUUCUUCGCCUUUAGACAAUAAUUCUGAUGGCAAAAGAACCAAACGGGACAGGUUUACAAAAAAAAAAAAGUGUACAAACUGAAAUGUGGAAAAAGGAAAAAAAGAAAAAAAAAGUCAAAUCUGUGAAAGUGUUUUUUAAAGGUUACAGUACGAUAGAAAUAUUUGGGAGGUGCUUCUUUUCUUCAAGCUGUGCAAAUGUUUACUACAUUUCAAAUGUUAUUUCAAGCUUAUAAAUGUUACAGACACUUUAGAAGAAGCACUUUGUACACGUACAAUAUAUAUCUGAUGUAGGCAUAUUUUGUAUCAAGUGAGUGAAAAAAACAGCGCUAUAAACUAGUAUUAUAUAUUUUCUAGUCAGCACAGUAAUCAGAAAGUGAGGAACAGUAUCAGUGUCGAUAAGCUUCAGUUUUGUUUAAAGAACGUAUUUUACACAGAUUGCUUUUAACAGAUUACUAGAAAGAUGUACUGUAAUGGAGUAUUUAAUAUUUGCUAUAAGAUUUAUAGAUAGAUAAAUGCAGAUUUUUAAUGAAGUCAUAUCAAAAAAGAGGCAGAGUGAAUAGGUAUAUUGUAACUCUGUUCUCGGACUUUCCUCCCGCUAUGUGAUUUCAGCAUUUCAUUAUUUGAAAGUGCAUUUUUUGACGGGGGUAAAAUAUUUUAUAAUGAUGCCUUUUAGCCCCCAGCCUGUCAGUCCAAGUGUGGCUUUUGUCGUUCUACGGUGUCUGGAAGUAGUUUUGCUGGAAUCUGUGCUGGCUGUUGCUCGUUAUCAAGCAAAGAGCACCGAGCCACACAUUUUUCAGCUUGUUGAGGAAACAGUUUCAUUCUUGACUUGAGUACAGCGGUAUACAGUCUGAUUUUUAAUGACCUUCAGUGGCUCCGCUCUCUUUCCUUCCAUGUGCUAUUUAUUUGUCUGCCCCACCACCUUAGCCAAAUUAACUGUGAAUGGUGCUGCAUGAGUAAUAUUUUCGCUGCCGUGUUGUCAUCUUGAUUAAUAAAGCUGGAAAUGUUCUGCAUGCCAAAAUCAGACCCAUCACCAUUGUGGUCUCAAGUAUGACGUUUCGGUUUGCAUUGGCUUGUUUUCUUCAUAUUUUGACACAAACCCCUCACACCCACCCCCUCCGUCCUUGGAGCCGCUGUCCUUGUCUGUUGGCUGCUGUUUUACUCGGGGCUAAGAACUUGUUUAUGAUGUUUAUUUGAUAUUGUUCUCUUGCCAAUUGAGCCUUUCUGGUGUUGUAUAUGUGAUCAAUAAGCUCUCGACAAGUUACAAAAUAAAUAUACAGCAUCUUGGUCAUUAUUUUUGUCAUGUUGU